AUGUUGCUCUACUCUGACGUGAUCUCCGGCGACGAGAUGUUCUCGGACGCCUUCCCGGUCAAGGAAAUCGACGACGUUGCGUACGAGGUCGACUGCUCUAUGAUCACCACCAAGUCCGGCGCGGAUGUCAAUAUUGGCGCCAAUCCCUCCGAGGACAGCGGCGAAGAGGCUCUAGAGGAUGGUGUGGAGACCGUCAACAACGUCGCUUUCUCCUUCCGUCUUCAGACAACCAGCUUUGACAAGAAGAGCUACCUCACGUACCUCAAGGGCUACAUGAAAGCGGUCAAGACCCACCUUCAAGAGCACAACCCUUCUCGCGUUGAGGCAUUUGAGAAGGCUGCGCAGGCGUUUGCGAAGAAGAUCGUCGGCAACUUCAAGGACUACGAGUUCUAUGUUGGUGAGAACAUGAGCCCCGAUGGCAUGGUCGCGCUCCUGAACUACCGUGAGGAUGGUGUUACCCCCUACUUCACCUUCUGGAAGGAUGGUCUCAAGCAGACCAAGCUCUGA
Epithele typhae is the source of this 507-nucleotide messenger RNA. Its product is annotated as translationally controlled tumor-associated. Gene Ontology annotation, molecular function: calcium ion binding. NCBI's taxonomy places the organism in Eukaryota, Fungi, Basidiomycota, Agaricomycetes, Polyporales, Epitheliaceae. The record is from RefSeq and is a predicted model, not a curated record. The transcript has 5 exons. The coding region runs from base 1 to 507 and encodes 168 amino acids. Gene Ontology annotation, cellular component: cytoplasm.